UUUGUUGCUCAUCCCCACUUCUCGCUGACUCAUCAAUGGCGGCCGCCACAUCUUUCUCCCCCGCUAUCUCAGCCUCAUCAUCCAAAACCCUAAAGAAGGCUGCUCUCAAGCCCCCGGCUCCGGCCAGCUUAGGGUUCUUGUCGUCAUCUUCUUCCAUGGGAUCGAAGGCUCUCAAGGCUGUUGGCGUCAGUGGUGCUAAUGCCGACGGCUCGGCUCUUGGUGCUCGCAUGGUGUCCGUGCCUGCGAUUAAGCCCUUAACUUCGCUCGAUUUUGACACAUCUGUCUUCAAGAAGGAGAAAGUCAAUCUCGCCGGCCACGACGAGUAUAUUGUGAGAGGAGGUAGGGAUCUUUUUCCCUUGCUGCCGGAAGCAUUCAAGGGGAUCAAGCAAAUUGGUGUCAUUGGCUGGGGUUCUCAGGGACCUGCACAGGCUCAGAAUUUGAGGGACUCGCUUGCUGAAGCUAAGUCUGAUAUUGUGGUUAAGAUUGGGCUGAGGAAGGGCUCCCGUUCUUUUGCAGAAGCUCGUGCAGCUGGUUUCUCUGAAGAGAAUGGGACUUUGGGUGAUAUCUAUGAAACUGUUUCGGGAAGUGAUCUUGUCUUGCUUCUGAUUUCUGAUUCUGCACAGGCUGAUAAUUAUGAAAAAAUAUUCUCUCACAUGAAACCAAACAGCAUUCUUGGGCUUUCCCAUGGGUUUCUUCUUGGGCAUUUGCAGUCAUUGGGGCUUGAUUUCCCUAAGAAUUUUAGCGUGAUUGCUGUUUGUCCAAAGGGGAUGGGUCCAUCUGUGAGGAGACUUUACGUUCAAGGAAAAGAGAUAAAUGGUGCAGGAAUUAAUUCUAGUUUUGCAGUUCACCAGGAUGUUGAUGGUAGAGCCACAGAUGUUGCGUUGGGAUGGUCUGUUGCCCUUGGCUCUCCAUUCACAUUUGCUACGUCUCUAGAGCAAGAAUACAAGAGUGACAUCUUUGGCGAGCGAGGCAUUCUACUUGGUGCUGUUCAUGGAAUUGUGGAGUCCUUGUUUAGAAGGUACACUGAAAAUGGAAUGGCUGAAGAGCUGGCUUAUAAGAACACUGUUGAAUCCAUAACAGGGAUUAUAUCAAAGACCAUUUCCACUAAGGGAAUGUUGGCGGUGUACAAUUCUUUCUCUCCUGAUGAGAAAAAGGAAUUUGAGAAAGCAUAUAGUGCAUCAUAUUAUCCCUGUAUGGAUAUUCUCUACGAAUGUUAUGAAGAUGUAGCUAGUGGAAGUGAGAUUCGCAGUGUUGUGCUUGCUGGACGGCGAUUUUACGAAAAGGAAGGUUUACCAGCUUUCCCAAUGGGGAAAAUUGACCAAACCCGAAUGUGGAAGGUCGGUGAACGUGUCCGCCAAGUACGUCCUGCAGGUGACCUUGGCCCGCUACAUCCUUUCACUGCUGGUGUAUAUGUGGCAUUGAUGAUGGCGCAGAUUGAGAUACUGAGGAAAAAGGGACACUCUUACUCUGAAAUCAUCAAUGAAAGCGUGAUCGAAUCAGUGGACUCUCUGAACCCAUUCAUGCAUGCUCGUGGGGUUUCAUUUAUGGUCGACAACUGCUCCACAACCGCACGAUUGGGAUCACGAAAAUGGGCUCCACGUUUUGAUUACAUUGUCACCCAACAAGCCCUGGUCGCCAUCGACAACGGUUCAGCUGUUAACCAGGACCUCAUCAGCAACUUCCUGUCUGACCCAGUUCAUGGAGCAAUUGAAACAUGCGCCCAGUUGAGACCUACCGUCGACAUUUCUGUUCCACCUGAUGCCGAUUUUGUUCGCCCAGAGCUUCGUCAGUCUGGCAACUAGAAACUGCCAACAAUAGGAGGCCCUUGAAUUGAGUUGGUCGAUCUCGUCGAAGGAACUGCUGUAUGUAUCUUUGAAUAUGUAGCGUUAUUUCGAUUUUCUUCAAGGUCUAAGUUUAAUAUCUAUGGUAAGUAGUAUCAAACUUAUGUUACUGAGCUGAGUAGUAGUUAAUAAGUUAUGUUCUAAAAUUGCUGUGGUCAUUUUGUUUAAGCUGUUGCUGUGUACACUUGCGGGAUCACAUCAGAGAACUCUCAGUUGCUACAUUUAUGUCAUCUUAGAUUUAUCUUCAUCAUAACUUCCACU
Molecule: messenger RNA, 2102 nt
Organism: Momordica charantia (bitter melon)
Lineage: Eukaryota; Viridiplantae; Streptophyta; Magnoliopsida; Cucurbitales; Cucurbitaceae
Product: ketol-acid reductoisomerase
Biological process (GO): L-valine biosynthetic process
Cellular component (GO): mitochondrion; chloroplast
Molecular function (GO): ketol-acid reductoisomerase activity
Source: RefSeq, a predicted model, not a curated record